AUGACAGUCAACACUUUUGACAUCUACAUGUGCCCUGAAGGAAUGGCUUGCUUGAAAAAUGCCACUUGCUGCGAGUAUGCUGACAUCGUAGUUUCCACCACGACCACCACCACCGCCGCUAGCACCAGCACAUGCGUCGAUAAGGUCAACCCAUCCACCGGAGUGUCUGAUUGUCCAAAGAGUGCCUACCUUUGCAACGAUUCCACCUACUACGCUUUAAUGACUGAGCAAUGUCCAAAGACUUGUAACAGAUGCAGUGGAAGCAACAACAGCAACAACAGUAACAACAAUAAUGGAGGAUCUUCAUCCAGUUGUGUUGAUAAAGUGAACCCAUCUACUGGAGUAUCGGAAUGUGCAUCCAAGGCAUACUUGUGCACCAACUCCAUCUACCAGUCUUUAAUGAAGGAUCAGUGCCCAAAAACCUGUGGAUUCUGUUAA
This is a messenger RNA of Caenorhabditis briggsae, 438 nucleotides long. The transcript has 3 exons. The coding region runs from base 1 to 438 and encodes 145 amino acids. NCBI's taxonomy places the organism in Eukaryota, Metazoa, Nematoda, Chromadorea, Rhabditida, Rhabditidae. The record is from RefSeq and is a predicted model, not a curated record.